This is a messenger RNA of Mya arenaria, 4652 nucleotides long. RefSeq lists its product as uncharacterized. Lineage: Eukaryota; Metazoa; Mollusca; Bivalvia; Myida; Myidae. The transcript is spliced from 10 exons. The coding region runs from base 164 to 2743 and encodes 859 amino acids. Gene Ontology annotation, molecular function: ATP binding; protein kinase activity. The record is from RefSeq and is a predicted model, not a curated record. Gene Ontology annotation, biological process: protein phosphorylation.
GAAAUUCCAUAUUUUAUAAUUGAUUAAUCAAGCAAUGUGCAAACACUCUACCGUCUCGGAUCAUUUCCGGGUAAGAUCUGUCAAAAUUUGAUAGAUUUUGUUGAAAUGUACAUUGGAAUAUUGGAAAAGUUCGGUCAGAGUAUGGUCUUGUAAUAAUGUCCCCAUGAAGAAGUCAGGUACUGGGUCUGCUGAGGGAGGCCAGGAGAAGGCACCAACUGCUGAACAGAGAAGGCCGGGCAUUGCAAGAACUGGACAACAAGCACAUGUGACAGGAUCCAGUUUCCACACCACUCCUGGUGACCACAGUUCUACUGGUAGACAUGGCCGCAUCCAUUUGCAUCAGCCAUAUCUUCUAUCAGCCUUGGCCUCAGGACACGGGCAAGGCCUACCCAACAGUAGCGAGGGUGUUUCUUCCAACUUGAACGAUGGCAACAGUGAUUGGCAGAGAACACUAAGAUAUACACAGGUUAAGUCUCGACAGAGAGUGGCACAAAAUGACACCCCUUCAUUGAACAACAUCCAUCAACCAGAUAUACCGGAUUCCCAAGCAGCGUCUAAUCAAGGCUCAGCAAGACUUAUACCAUGCAUGAAACGAUCACAUAGUGUUUUAUCUUCAGAAUCUGUAAAACAGAAUGUUAUCAGGCCUAAAUCUGUUCCAGCCACUCUGAUGUCAGAAAAUCAGUUCAACAACAUUAACAACAGCUCAUUACAUGUAAGUAGGCACCGCCAACCGUAUGACGUGGGUUCACUGCGUGUAGAAGGUGCCGCACGAACAAGUACUCCAGUAGAUUAUCAGGUGCCUGUGUUCAGUAAUAGUGAUACUGUGUUCACCUCAUCCAGCCCUGUUCCGAGUCCUCUAUGUAUUGACAAUGGUGCUGCGUUCCCAUUUACCAGCACAGAUUACUUUGUGGACAAUGAGAUUCCAAUGUUGGAACUGUUUCCACCACUGAGAACUCAGGGACACACCACCACUACACCCCCACUGAGUUUGGGGUCAAGGACUCAUGAGUCUGAAAGAAGUCUACAAAUCCCAAACCCAUUUACACAAAACUUAAUAAUUCAACAAAAGAUGGAACAAGAACUUCAAUCAGUGCAAAGACAAUUGUCUUUGUUACGUGAUGAACAGAUUGGUAUAGUAAAUUAUGGUGCGAAGAAACGGGUUGUGAGCACAGACUCUUUUGUUGGUGCUUCAAAUACUGCAAAGGGUGUUUCAGCCGCAAAACCCACAGAUAAAUCUUUCCCUCUCAUAAGGUUUGCUUCAGGAACUAGGGCGUCCAAUGGGGCAGGACCUUCCCGAAGUCUUUCGGUCCCUGUACACAGGAAAGCCCCUGCAGAUGCGUUAGGUGAUGAGAACCCUUUAAAGCGACCCCAUCGUGGGGGCGAUGGGGUUAGAUUGGGGGAAGAGAAAGACGGAAUGGUGGAGUUAAGGCCUCCAACUCCAGGUGGGAUCAAACGAGCAGGACCUUACCUUUUAGGUCCACGUCUGGGCUCCUCCCCAGUGAAAAGUAUUGUGCAGUGCCUGGCCAGGAAGGACGGAACAGACAAAUUCUACACGCUCAAGAUCUUAACUCUGGAGAAUGGGGGUCGUGAGCGUACAGACGAUCGACAGGGGAAGAUGCUUAUACACACAGAGUAUAGCCUGCUGUGUCUGCUGCGACACCAAGAUGGCGUUGUGCAUCACCAUGGCCUCUUCAAGGAUGAGGCUUGGGAGGAGAAGGAGCAUGAUGGCGGUGGCGGGAAGACUGAAUUCACUGGACGUCGUCGUAAACGCCUUUGUCUUGUGCUUGACUGUCUCAUUCCGCACGAGUUCAGCGACCAGAACAGUGACCUCAUAAACCUGCAGCAUUAUGUGAUCAAGGAGAAGAAGUUGUCGGAGAAGGAAGCUAUUGUUAUCUUCUAUGACAUCGUACGGGUGGUCGAGUGUCUCCAUAAGAAAAACAUAGUUCACCGAGACCUAAAGCUGGGUAACAUGGUCCUAAACAAGCGUAGCCGGCGUAUCACAAUCACAAACUUCUGUCUGGGCAAGCAUCUUGUGUCUGAGAAUGACCUUCUCCUGGACCAGCGAGGUAGCCCCGCGUACAUAAGCCCUGACGUCCUCAGUGGUUCCCCGUACCUUGGUAAGCCCAGUGACAUGUGGGCUCUGGGUGUUGUGUUGUUUACCAUGCUGUACGGCCAGUUCCCCUUCUACGACAGCGUGCCACAAGAACUCUUUAGGAAGAUCAAGGCAGCAGACUUCAAAAUACCAAAUGACAUGCGCGUGUCAGAGGACACAAAGGCAGUGGUGCACCGAUUACUGCUGAUGAACCCCCGGCAGCGGCUUUCGGCAACCCAGGUCCUCGACCAACUGUCAACCAUUAUUGCCAGAUGGCGGGCUAUGAAUGCUCCCGUGGGCACACUUCAAGUCGUACCCGACAUUGAUGACCAGAGUGAGGAGAAAAAAUCCCUACCUACCAAACAGCAGCUUCAGUCAAGCACCUCCAAAAUACUCUCCAGUAUUGAGGUGAAAAUAGCCCCUGCACCUCCUCAGCCUCCACAUGUGCAGAGUCCACAAGUUAUGAUGAUGUCGCCACGUGUUGCUGCGGUGAGGAGGCGGGGCCAACCUGGGUUACACCCACCUAUACAGCAGAUGAGCAGUGAUGCUCAGCCUGUGUCAUCUGCUGAACUGUUGGCCCAUAGGCAGUCGAUGGUUCAAAGGCAGAAGGGUGUCAUAGUAACCAACAGACACCAACCCAACAGAUCGUAGGCAACUUACGUUUCAUCUAGGAAGAAUAAGAUUGAGUUGUGUUCCAAUUAAUAAUAAUAGCGGAGUAUUUGCUGCGGUUUUCUUGCAUAUCAGACCUUUAGAACACUGUUUCUGGUCAUAUGACUAGUGCUUGAACCCCUCACAACCCCUAUGUGAGAUGAGUGACAUGCAACAACAAGCCAUAAUUAUAAAACUAAAAAUGUGUCCAUAGGACUCCGGUCCCCCCCCCCACUUGCCUUACGUGACCGAGGAAAUAUUCACACCAUUUCAAAUCUAUUUCCAACCAAACUGAAAGUCUAUCCAUAGAAAUUAUUCAGUCACUCACAUUUUAUUGGAAACAGAAUAGUUCGAAAAUGUCAAUUUUUAGUAAAUGAAGGACCAUAACUCUCCCCUUACUAUGUGCAGCUGCAAACAAAACCCCAAAUGUACAACUUCGUCAUCUCAACAACAUUCUCCUGAGGUUCCAAGACUCUAGGUCAAAUAGUUUGGGAGUUUUGAAUGACACAAGUUCGCAUAAUACUUACAGACAGAAUCUUAGAUGGACGCGCUGACUGACAAGGGCAAAUCUAUAUCCCCCCUCCCCAAAAGUGGGGGCAUAAGAAAAAAAUAUUGCAAAAAUAUUCAAAGGCUGUAAAGAUAGUGAUAUUCUUUGCAACUGUUUGACAUCAACUGUGACAUCAAAUAAUGUUGUGUCAUGACAUUAGUAGACAAUGACUUGAAUGUGUUUUGGUAAUAUGUGCAAAAACUGUUACCAACAUCAAAAAUCUUCAAAAAUUUAAAGUUAAAGGUUCGCAAAAAAAAAGUAUCAAUCAUGUGUUACCCAAUCAGAUGGAGGGAGAAAUCUGACACUCCGGCUCUCUGCAUAGCCGAGAACUUGGGGAAACUCCAGUACUGACUGCUGUGAAUGCAGCAUGGACUUUCCCACCUAUACUGGUAACACUUGUAUACUUAUAUUGUUGGGCAUUGCUGUUUUACCGGUAGGUGUCGUCAGAAAGAAAUUACUGGUAGUAAAUCUGGAAGUGCUGUUUGUGGUGCAAUAGAUAUUAAAUUAUGAACAUUGAACACAAUUAAGUGUCUGCGACAUUGCAUGCUGUGAACCGGUUUGAUUGUUAUCAGCAAACUAAGGAAAUAUACUUGCUUAAAGUAUUUAUUAUUACAAUUUUUACAAAGCCUUGUUACCACAACGUUUUGCAUGCUAAAUUAUAUUUUUUGAAACUGUUUUUCUCAAUUUUUAAAACAUUUUGUAAAUUUCCCAUUUUCUAUUUUCCUGUAUUGGAUUUAAUUAAGAUUUUGUUGCUCUAUGGAAUUAAUGAUGGAUACAUUUAAAAACUACACAGACAGUGGAUUGAAUUUAUAAAAACAAAAGGAAACAUAGAUGUUGAGGGCAUUACCUGUAAGACAUGUUCUUUGAUUCUGCUGUUGUGAUUUACUUGUCCUUCAUUGUUGAAGUUUUGACUGUAUUCAUGUGUUUCUACUUUCUUCUGCAUGUUUUUUGGCCGUUUGGUGUAACAGUCUGCAUUAUAGUUCAAAUAAAUGGGUUACAGUGUAAUGUUAUAUUAAAGUGAAUAAUGAUACUUGGUACCAAAUUUACCUACAUAGUGAAAUGACUAGUAACUAAUAUCAUGGUAAAGAUGUGGUUGUUUAUUUCAAUUGAAGUUACCCAAAUUGAGAGGUUAUCAUGUAGAUACUGUUCAUUGAUUAUAAAAAAUUAUUCUGUUUGCUUUUAAUGUAACUUAAUUUUUCUUAUAAUUAUGUUUAAUGUAUUAUUUCUGUAUAUUGUGAUAUAUACUUGGAUAAAGAUAGUUUGUUUAAUGUAUAGAUCUGUAUUGAUAAACUAUUUGUUAUUAUGGUUAUCAUAUUGAGAAAAUGAAAAUGUAUCAUGUUAUUAUAUAAUAAAUAAAAGUUUUUA